AUGGAUUUUGUGCGGCACUUUCAGCAAGUAGACCACGAUCUUCUCCGACCUUCAGGGUCCUAUGUUGGUGUCAAGAGCAUGCCCGAUGAUGCACGCAUGGAGAAGGAUUCCGACGAUGGUGAUGCGCCUGCAAGUUCAAGUGAAAUGAUACGAGACUGUCCGGAAGAUUUUGGAGAUGAGGCUGAGGACUUACCAGAAGGGCUUGACAUUGAUGACUUCUUUCCCGACACUGUAGAUGACAUCGAGAAGGGAGAAAGGUCAGCCGAUACAAGGGAGUCAAAUUACCUGCUCAUGGAUGAGAAGAAGUACCUGAAGUCAUCAAUCAUAAGCUCCCUACUCACCUCUAACUGGUCAUGA
Sparassis crispa is the source of this 357-nucleotide messenger RNA. RefSeq lists its product as hypothetical. The coding region runs from base 1 to 357 and encodes 118 amino acids. The transcript has a single exon. The record is from RefSeq and is a predicted model, not a curated record. Lineage: Eukaryota; Fungi; Basidiomycota; Agaricomycetes; Polyporales; Sparassidaceae.